Colossoma macropomum (tambaqui) is the source of this 3052-nucleotide messenger RNA. Its product is annotated as tripartite motif-containing protein 16-like. Gene Ontology annotation, molecular function: protein binding; zinc ion binding. NCBI's taxonomy places the organism in Eukaryota, Metazoa, Chordata, Actinopteri, Characiformes, Serrasalmidae. Bases 16 to 1719 code for a protein of 567 amino acids. The record is from RefSeq and is a predicted model, not a curated record. The transcript has 6 exons.
UGUGAGUGCAGGAGAAUGGCAGAGGCCAGUAUUUCAGUAGGUCGGGACCAGUUCAGCUGUCCAGUCUGUCUGGAUCUGCUGAAGGAUCCGGUGACCGUUCCCUGUGGACACAGUUUCUGUUUGGUGUGUAUUAAUGGCUGCUGGGAUCAGGAGGAUCAGAGGGGGGUCUACAGCUGCCCCCAGUGCAGAGAGACCUUCACCCCGAGGCCUGUUCUACGCAGAAACCACUUUAUAGCUGAAAUGUUGGAGAAACUGAAGAAGACAGAACUCCAAGCUGCUCCUCCUGCUCACUGUUACGCUGGACCUGGAGAUGUGGAGUGCGAUUUCUGCACUGGGAGAAAACGCAAAGCCAUCAAGUCCUGUCUGAUGUGUCUGGCCUCUUUCUGUGAAACUCAUCUUGAACCUCACUAUGUUGUUCCUGGCUUGAAAAAACACAAGCUGGUCGAAGCCUCCAAACAGCUACAAGAGAAGAUCUGCUCUCAACAUGAUAAACUGAUCGAGAUCUACUGUCGUACUGACCAAGAGUUUGUUUGUUAUUUGUGUACAAUGGAUGAACACCAAGGCCAUGAUACAGUUGCAGCUGUAGCAGAAAGAAAAGAGAAACAGAACCACCUGAAGGAGAUACAGAUUAAAUUCCAGCAGAGACUCCAGGAGAAAGAGGAGAAGCUGCAGGAGCUAAAACAGGCUGUGAAGACUCUUAAGAGCUCUGCACAGACAGCAGUGGAGGACACUGAGAGGAUCUGGACUGAACUGAUCUGCUCCAUUGAGAAAAAGCGCUCUGAGCUAACAGAGCUGAUCAGAGCUCAGGAGGAGGCUGAACUGAGUGGAGCUGAAGAACUUCUGGAGAAACUGGAGCAGGAGAUCGCUGAUCUAAAGAGGAGAAACACAGAGCUGGAGCAGCUUUUGCACACAGAGGAUCACAUCCAUUUCCUCCAGAGUUUCCAGUCUCUCUGUGCCUCUUCUGGAUCUGAGGACUCACCCAGCAUCACUGUCCAUCAACGUCUUUCAUUUGAUGGAGUGAGGAAAUCGCUCUCUGAUCUGAAAGAGAGACUAGAGGAAUUCUGCAAGCAGGAAUUCAGUAAAAUCUCUCCACGUGUUUCAGCAGUUCACAUGAUUUUACCCUCAGAGCCAAAAACCAGAGAAGAUUUUCUACAUUAUGCCUGUAAGCUCACACUGGACCCAAACACGGCAGACACACAUCUCUGUCUGUGUGAGGGUAACAAGGUGACACAUUCAGCAGACCUUUACCCGCCUGAUUAUACUAGAAUAGAGUGGAAGAAUCGGGCUCUUCCUUAUUAUCCGGAGAGAUUUGAUCAGUGGGAGCAGGUGUUGUCUAAGGAGAUUCUGACUGGACGCUGUUACUGGGAGGCUGAGUGGAGCGGGAAGGAGGCUGCUGUGGCAGUAGCAUAUAAAUCAAUGGAAAGGAAAGGAGAAACUGGUCGAUCUAAGUUUGGAUACAACAACAAGUCUUGGAGUCUUUUAUUCGAAAAAGGACAUUAUGUCGCCUUGCAUAAAAAUGAGAGAACCACCAUAUCUACCCGUCCCUCCCGCUCUAAGGUAAUGGGAGUGUAUGUGGACUAUCCAGCCGGCAUUCUGUCCUUCUACGACGUCUCUGACACACUGACGCACCUGCACACAUUCAACAUCACAUUCACCGAACCGCUCUAUGCAGGAAUUAGAGCUUUUGGCUCCGCUAUACGUAUUUGUAACAUAGAAUAGCCUCAUACACAGGUGGGUAGUAACCAGCACAGGUGGAAAACAUUUAGGUUAUUAUACUUCAUUACAGUAGUUACUACUUUUUAUUUCAGUUUAUUUUUUGGAAGAUUUGUACUCAAAUAUUACUGUAACUGAAAACUUUUACUGAACAUUUACUGAAAUACUAAGCAUACAUUAGAUUUUAUUUUCAUAAAUACGUUUUACUCCUUAGAUUUUCAUUUAGAUUUAGAUUUUCUCAGUUAGAAAGCACUGUUUAGAAAUCUCAAAGGUCAGGAAAGCUUUCUGUUUUUCUCUUGCUAUUCUUUAGUUCUAUUGAAUAUUAUUUGUUUUUAUAAAACAUCCAACCAAGUUCAAAUAAGUAUAAAAUAAAACUGCCUUGAACUGUGAUAAUCUGUCUUUGUGCAGGAGCUAGUACUGCCAAGAGUCACCGCAUCACAUUUUACCCAAAAAAUUGCAUUUUAAAUGUGUGCACUUAUGUAUGUUUUAAUGUACGUAGAUACUUUUUGAAUCAUUACAUCCACUUUUAAUUGAGUAAGAGACACAGUGCCUUUACUUAGUUUCUCUGCUUUUCCACCCUGGGAACUGGUUACAUUUACUCAGUUACAUGCACUUAGUUGCAUGUACUAUUUUUUGAGUUUUCAAUUGAUAAUAUUUUUCAAUUCAAGUAGAUUUUUGAGGAAAGCAGUCUGAUUUCCACUUGGUUAUGUUUAGUCCAUCAUAUGUAGUUCUUGAUUUUUAGUAGUAAAUUUCAUGCUACAGUUGGUAAGAUAGUUUGUUCUGCUUUACUAUUCCGAACACCUCUCACGUUGAAGCUUUAGCACUUCUGUGUUAAUUGGUAUUUUAUACCAGAUGUGGAAUGUAAAUUUGAUGCCGUUGUACAGUCCAGACAUCUCAAACAAGUAGACUAGCACUGGCAUGUUCUGUAGCUGUAAACAAGUUUCCUGAUGUCAUAUCAUAAUCCUGACAUUAGCAUAUUUUAGUAUGUUGGAAAUUGAUAGGUCCAAAAAAACAAAACCAAACACUGUAAGGUAACAUUACUGAAGAAAAAAAACAGUCAAACAUAUAUGAAAUAGUUUUUGAACUGGGCAAAAGGGGGUCAGUUUUUGGUAGAUGUACCAGUAGUUCAAAUCAUGACCAUGCUCUGAACACUGAUGCCAGAGCAAUGAAAACAAAUCUUGAAUGGCAGGCACUCUUGAGGUAAUUAUUCAUGGUAGUUAUGUUUGAUUCAUGGUAGAUACACUGACACAUAUCACUCAAAGAGCAGUGUAGCAGUGUGGUAUUUGUUACUUUACCAGACGUCCUAUUUUUGCUGAAUUAUAGUAUUCAGAUUUCACAA